Messenger RNA from Aphidius gifuensis, 1039 nucleotides. Its product is annotated as peptidyl-prolyl cis-trans isomerase E. The transcript has 3 exons. Gene Ontology annotation, biological process: protein peptidyl-prolyl isomerization; protein folding. Bases 167 to 1039 code for a protein of 290 amino acids. NCBI's taxonomy places the organism in Eukaryota, Metazoa, Arthropoda, Insecta, Hymenoptera, Braconidae. Gene Ontology annotation, molecular function: RNA binding; peptidyl-prolyl cis-trans isomerase activity. The record is from RefSeq and is a predicted model, not a curated record. Gene Ontology annotation, cellular component: intracellular membrane-bounded organelle.
UAAUCAAGUGAGAACUAUUAUCAUUGUUGUAAUCUUGUAAACAAAAAAAAAAAAGAGUUGAACUAGUGUCAACAAACAACUUGUCAACAUAUAUUCUAUAAACAAUUUAUUAUUUAAACAAUUAAACUAGAUAUUAUUAUUGAUUUUAUUUUUUUAUCAAAUCAAAAUGAACAACGCAAAACGUACAAUUUACGUUGGUGGUCUUGCUGAGGAAGUUGAUGAAAAAAUACUACAAGCAGCAUUUAUACCAUUUGGUGAAAUUGUUGAUGUACAAAUACCUCUUGAUUAUGAGUCUGAAAAACAUCGUGGAUUUGCAUUUAUUGAAUUUGAAUUAUCUGAUGAUGCAAUGGCAGCAAUUGACAAUAUGAAUGAUUCAGAAUUAUUUGGUAGAACAAUAAGAGUUAAUAUUGCAAAACCACAAAGAAUAAAAGAGGGUUCAUCAAAACCAGUAUGGGCUGAUGAUAGUUGGCUUCAAGAACAUGCUGGUGAAACAUUAGAAACAGAUGAUAAAAAAUCUGAAACAAUAGCACCAGUUAUAAAAGAAAAAUCAAAUCCACAAGUUUAUUUUGAUAUUAGUGUUGGUAAACAAGAAUUAGGAAGAAUAAUAAUGAUGCUUAGAUCAGAUAUUGUACCAAAAACAGCUGAAAAUUUUCGAUGUUUAUGUACACAUGAAAAAGGAUAUGGUUAUCAAGGAAGUAUAUUUCAUAGAAUAAUACCUGAUUUUAUGUGUCAAGGUGGUGAUUUUACAAAUCAUAAUGGUACUGGUGGUAAAUCAAUUUAUGGUAAUAAAUUUGCUGAUGAAAAUUUUCAAUUAAAACAUACUGGACCUGGUAUAUUAUCAAUGGCUAAUUCUGGAUCAAAUACAAAUGGUUCACAAUUUUUUUUAUGUACAUCUAAAACUGAUUGGCUUGAUAAUAAACAUGUUGUAUUUGGACAUGUACUUAGUGGUCUUGAUGUUGUACGUAAAAUUGAAAAACUUGGUACUAAAACUGGUACACCAAUUCAAAAAGUUGUUAUAAGUGCAUGUGGUCAAUUGUAA